Messenger RNA from Melospiza georgiana, 890 nucleotides. RefSeq names its product mitochondrial translation release factor in rescue (gene MTRFR). Gene Ontology annotation, biological process: translational termination. The transcript has 4 exons. Bases 66 to 548 code for a protein of 160 amino acids. Lineage: Eukaryota; Metazoa; Chordata; Aves; Passeriformes; Passerellidae. The record is from RefSeq and is a predicted model, not a curated record. Gene Ontology annotation, molecular function: translation release factor activity. Gene Ontology annotation, cellular component: mitochondrion.
CGCAUGCGCGGUGCGGGAGGGCCGGCGGAGGUUUGGUUGCAGAGAAGCCUUGUCCUGGUUUCUGUAUGAAUGUUCCAGGUUUAUUUCACUUUGCAUUCUCACUGAGAGGGGUGCAAGCACCACCAUGGGCAGUUCUGAGGAAGCAGCAGCUCUCCCUGCCCAGCCUGCCCUUGCUUCAGGCAGCAAGGAAAAGGAACUCUCUGAAUCUCCUUGAACUAAGUGAGGCAGAAUUAGAAGAACAGUUUGUAAGAGGUGAUGGCCCAGGAGGUCAGGCCACAAACAAGACAAACAACUGUGUUGUCCUGAAGCAUAUUCCAUCUGGGAUUGUGGUGAAGUGUCAUCAGACAAGGUCAGUGGAGAAGAACAGAAAGAUUGCCAGAGAAAUCCUGCAGGAAAAAGUUGACCUUUUCUACAAAGGAGAAGACAGUGAUGUUUUUAAAGAGAGGAAAACAUCGGAAAAGCAAAAGCAGGAGAAAAAAAGAAGAGCAAAGGAAAACCUAGAAAGGAAAAAGCUUUUUAAAGAGAUGCAACAAUUGGAUAAGGAAUGAAGAUGUGAAAUAUUGCCUUGCCCUGGCAGGCACCCUCACCAGAUGCCACCACGUUUUGGCCUUCAACAAAGCCCCCAAGCCAGAGUGUGGAUUUUGAAGGAACUUCACCUCCUUGUCCCAGAGACAGCUGUGCCCUGUGCCAUGCAUGCAGUGCUCCAGCAAUCUGCAGCCCCUUCCUUGUCCUUUCCUGAACUCCUGCAUGAAGGUUAAAUUUUCAUCUGUUGACAGCCCUUGCUCCUGGAGUAAGAAUGUGAUUAAAGUGACUGUACAUAGUUUUAAUACAAACUGUUAAUGAAAAUAAGCUUUAUUACGUCAAGUAAUAAAUACAUACAAAGAUGCAAA